AUGGCCCUGUUCCUUGCGCCCCUGCUGCUUUUCCUCUUGGCCGCACACAGUGGCAUGGGCGAACAGGGACUGCACGGCUUCCAAAGCUGCAAGCAGAUGUUGAAUGUGUCAGUGCUGGGCGCCCUGCCAGGAGCUGGCUGGGACAACCUGCGCAACGUGGAGCUGGAGCAGGUGCUGAGGCGAGACUAUUCGCAAUGCCUCACCUCCGAGGACGGCGAGUACCUCAUCCCCGACCAGAUGAGUGUGGUGCCGCGGCGGGAGAGUGUCGUGGAGUCCCGCGCGGAACUCAUUGACAACUGGGUCAACUACACCGACAUCUGGGCGGCCUCCAUCAACGCUGAGGUCUCCUUCCUCUCCAAAAUCAAUGGGAAGUUCUCCACGGAGUGCCAGCAGGUCAAGAAGUACAACCUGGAGUACAAGACCGUCACGAUGCGGGUGCAGAUCCGCCACCACAUCUACUCUGUGAAGGCCUCCGAGAGUCCCGACUUCCACCCCGCCUUUCUGCAGCAUCUGCUGACCCUCAGCGAAUACCUGGAGAACAACCAGACCCACGAGGCCGAGUACCUGGCGGAUAUGCUAGUGUUCAGGUUCGGUACGCACGUCCUCACUGAUAUGGAAGUCGGAGCUACCUUGGUGCAGGAGGACCAGGUGAGGAGGGAGCUGGUGGAGGGGAUAACCCAAAACAAGAUCAACAUCACCCUUGCUGCCUCGGCCUUGUUUUUCAAAAAGGUCAACUUUGCAGCCGAAGCCUCCUGGCAGAAGCAGAACCAGCUCCUGCAGGACUAUGUGCGGGGCACGGUGGCCUCCAAGAUUCACAGCCACGGCGGCGUGCCCUUCUACCCCGGCAUUACCCUGCAGAAAUGGCAGGAGAGCAUUGGCAACCGGCUGGUGGCCAUCGGCAGAUCGGGCCUGCCUCUGCCCGAGCUGCUCCUGCCUGAAUCGCUGCCCCAACUCCCAGCGCCCGCCGUGCGACGCCUGGCGGCCGCCGUGCAAAACGCCAUCAAGCGCUACUACGCGGUCAACACGCAUCCGGGAUGCUUGAAGCUCGGGGAGCCCGGCUUUGACCCCCAGGCCAAUGUAGACGACGGCUCGUGCAAAAGCAGCCACCGUGCCAAUUUCCCCUUCGGCGGCGUCUUCCAGGAGUGCCAGGUGGUGUCCGGGAAGGAUGCCAAGGACCUCUGCCAGCCCUAUCGCAUCGCAAACCCGCUCACCGGCAAAGCCUCUUGCCCGGCCAAUUACACAGCCAGCGCCCUGAGCAGCCAGCUGAAGACGUGGAGCGAGGUCCGUCCUGAGUGCAAGAAGCAGUGCAACAGGUGCUGGCUCUUCUUCCAGUGCUGCCAUACCGUGUGCUCCAACCGCGAGUAUCGCAAGGCGGUGCGCCUGAGUGCCUCGUGGUGCUCCGCCUCGGGGGCCUCCCAGCCCACCACUGCCGGCUUCCUCUUUGGGGGCCUCUAUAGCCCUGGCCACCCAAACCCCUUCACCAGAGCCCAGACCUGUCCCUCCUCCUACUACCCACUGACCCUCUUUGGUGAACUCAAGGUAUGUGUCAGCAGCGACUCGGAGCUGGGCGCUGCCCCGGCAGUCCCAUUUGGGGGGUUCUUCAGCUGCCAGGUGGGCAACCCCUUGGCCGGCCUUCUGAAGAAUCAGAGUCCCGGGCUCCUGAAGGAGGUGUUCUACCAAGACAGCUCCACGAAGUACCCCAUGAAAUGCCCAGCAGGGUACAGCCAACACCAGGCUUACCUCUUCAAUGGCUGCCAAGUCCUCUACUGCCUCCCGGCUGGGGCCCUCUUAAGCCAGCAGCUGGCAGCUGUGCGCUUGCCACCCUUCAUUCCCCGCCCCCUCCUGCUCAACAGAACCAGGGCCGUCUCGUCUUCUGUCGCGGUUGACUCCAAUGGUCAGCAGGUUUGGGUGAGGCUGCAAGGCUCUAACCAUUGGCAGCAGACCAGUGUCAGAGACCUGUCCCUGUCAACCAAAUUCUCAAGCCAGCCUGGCUCGGGGACCAGCUUUGGGACCAUUUUUGGCUCCUGGAUGGCUGCCAUGGUGGUUGUGGCGGCUCUUGCCCUGGGGGUAAGCUAUGGUUUCAGGUACUACAAGAAAAGGGGCUGCAGGAAACCACAGGAGGGCAUCUUCACAGAGGGACAGAAGGACUAUGGGGCCACAGAAGCCACCGCAGAGCCCCACUCGGUUUGA
This is a messenger RNA of Sus scrofa (pig), 2190 nucleotides long. Its product is annotated as macrophage-expressed gene 1 protein-like. Lineage: Eukaryota; Metazoa; Chordata; Mammalia; Artiodactyla; Suidae. The record is from RefSeq and is a predicted model, not a curated record. Gene Ontology annotation, biological process: defense response to bacterium.